Molecule: messenger RNA, 1296 nt
Organism: Schizophyllum commune H4-8
Lineage: Eukaryota; Fungi; Basidiomycota; Agaricomycetes; Agaricales; Schizophyllaceae
Exons: 5
Coding region: 1-1296 (431 amino acids)
Source: RefSeq, a predicted model, not a curated record
AUGUCUUCGAUUCUCUCCUCACCCUCCAGCCCGCACCCUAUUCGGCUCUCUUCGGAAGCUGUCGAACAGCGUUGCGCGACAACUGCCUGUCAGGACAAUAACAGCGAUCUCGGCGUUGUCGAUGGCGCGAGCGAGACCCAGGGCGGCAACGCGGCGAACCCUCACAAUGUGCAUUUUUCCCCCGGUCAAACUGCGAUCCCCUCUGGCGUCGUCCUUCCUCAUUCGGUGACGGGUGGCCAUGACGGUGUCCCUUCCAGCGAGGUGACGAUGGCAUCUGACGUCCCCCUCACCGCUGAGGGGGUGCCGAUCCCUCUCGCGCCGGAUCGGACAGCGCUCCCACAGGAUACCGUUUCUGCUCUCGAGCAAGGGACGAUCCCUGCCGAUGUCAUCCUUUCACCUCGUCAGGCAGAGGUCCUCCCUGCUGGCGAGGCGCCGCUCCCCCUUGCGUCCGGUCAGGCGAGGGUCUCGGACGAUGCCGUUCUCGUUCCCAGCAAGGAAGCGCUUCCAGACGCUGCCCCUCCUUCUCUCCGUCAAGCGACUCCUCCUCUUGGUGCCAUGUCUGCUCUUCGUCAGGCCAGGGCCGUCACCGACGCUGUCAGCUCUGGUGAGACGACAUCCACACCUGUCGUCCCCGUCCCCGCCGACAAGGCGCCGACCGCCCUCACACCCAAUCAAGACGCCGUUCCACGCGACGCUAUUGAUCUCACUGGUGAUCUACCCAGGGAUGGACCCGCCCGCUUUCGCGAGUUACCGGCCGCUCGCGAUGCUGUCGCUCCUUCCAGCCCCGCCGAGGGCGGAGAGUUUGCUGUCGGUAUGCCCCACACUAUCCAAGGCGGCGUGGAUCUGCAGCGUAUCAUAAAACCCUUUUGCGACCAUGUCCAGGGAACCGUGUCUCGUCUCCAGGAGGAGAUUGUGCGGGCGGAUUGCAACUGCUCUCAGCGGUCCAACGAGAACCUCGUCGCCUUACAGGAGCUCGACAAAAGAAUGCGCUCCUUGGAAUCGAGGGCGAUCGGUGCCGUCGACGGAGCCCGUCCAAAUGCGGGUGCUGAAGAACAAGCGUCAAGCCCGGAUGAAGGCCCCGCAUCGGCCCGUCGCAAGAGGGCACGCUCGGUCUCGUCUCAGGACGACGAGGGAGAUGCUGAUCGUAUCCGGCGUCGGAAUGCGGAUGGAACGGCGGUGGCCUUGCGUGCUCCAGUACAUGCCCAGGAUGUUGCAGGAGGCGGAGGCGAAUUCUCGGGUGAAGGGGGCGGGUUUCGCUUCAAGUUCAAAUGGGGAUUCAAGGGUUUUAAUGGGUGA